UUGCUCGCUCGUUCCGAAAAGAGAUCUUUUGUCGUUUUCAGGCCUCAAAUCGUCCGUAACGAGGUGUAUCACGAUGAGCCGGAAACAGUACAUCGACAGGACACUUCGAAACAGAAUACCCGUCAACGUCCUCAGAAUCAGAAUCGCAGUGCAUCGUCGUCGCGACCGAUCACUGAGCCGACGUCGUCUCGCAGUCGUGAUGGACGACGAGGCGGACCGAAGUCGCAGAAAGAGCGCCCUCCAUACAAAGGGAUGCGCAAGUCGGACAGCAGUCAUUUGGAUGCAUCAAGAAGAAUGAAACAAAAGGGUGAGAAUGGUCACAGCAGUGAGAAGCAAUGGAAAGAGCGUGAGAUGUUGGAGAGGGAGUUCUAUGGACUGCAGAUGGCGUCGUCAUCAAAGAGGGCGACGUCAAGUAACGUUGGACCGAAGACCAUGAACGGUUCAACAGAACGUGAAAAUUGA
This is a messenger RNA of Cooperia oncophora, 462 nucleotides long. The record is from the annotation of a GenBank genome assembly. NCBI's taxonomy places the organism in Eukaryota, Metazoa, Nematoda, Chromadorea, Rhabditida, Trichostrongylidae.